This is a messenger RNA of Owenia fusiformis, 1464 nucleotides long. The record is from the annotation of a GenBank genome assembly. Lineage: Eukaryota; Metazoa; Annelida; Polychaeta; Sabellida; Oweniidae.
UGGAGAAAUAACUAUUAACUUUCACAUUGGAGAUAACCAUACUAGUGUCAACCCUGUAACUGACAAUGAAAACUUGAAUGAUGCUUACAAACUUGCAACUGAUGAUGAAGAGCUAUAUGCAGAUCUUGAUGAUGCUCCAUUUGAUGUAAGCACUUUGGACAAUAAUGACAUUGAUUUUAACUGCUCUGCUACAGAUGAUGGAAAAGCAUUUGAUCCUGAUGUAACACAUCUAAAAACGAGAUUCAAUAACAGUUCUUCCUCAGUUGAGCUCAAUAAAGAUGAUGAAAAGCAUUCCAAUGGGUUCUGCUCUUUACCAAUCUACAAAAGACCACAACCACCUAUUCCAAAUGAAGAUGAUGUGUAUGAGAACAUAAGUCCUAAGCCACUUACUAAAGAAGAAGUUAUUGAGGACAGUCGUAAAAAAAUGUAUGCUGCGCUGGAAGAAACUAAGGAUUGGAAAAUGGGCGGACCCAGACCAGCAUCAUGGCCAAAACUCACGCCCAAGGAAAAUAUCUGUAAGGCUUUCCCUAAAAUCUAUGCUGCACAAGAAGCACAUAGACAAAGAAAGAAGGAUGAAAGACGACCAUUUUUAAUGAAAAAAUGGAAAUCAAUUAAGAACUUGAUCUUAAGUAAGGGAAAGCCAUAAGAAGAAAGUGUGGUAAACAACUUAUACAUUGAUUUAUGUAUUUGAAUAAUGUUGACAUGGGGAACUCCCUUAUUGAACUGCAAUCACCAAAAUCCUCUAGCAAAUUGGGAUUCCCAUGAACAAUAGGACUGGAGUGAAGAUGUCAUUGUAUUUUGAAGGAGAUUAUUUGCUGUAGAUUCUGAUAGAUUGACAUGAGACUUCUCACUUCUGGGGAACCCAUGUGAGGAUAUAUUGUAUUCAUCAUAUGUUCAUAUAAACAUAAAUAUAUAAGACCAUAAUCAAGCAUAAAGAUAUAAGGAUCAUUUUCCACCAUUGUUCGACUGGAUGAUGAACUAUCUGUAAAUAUUUUCAACAUUAUUUUUUCCAAGCCAUUGGAACAUUCAUUGAAACUGCUGUGGAAGAACUCAAUUUUAGGGGCUCAAAGUUGCAAUUAGCAAUUACUCAAAUAAAAACUCAAUUAUUAUGGUCCUCAGAAGAAGUGGUAACAUAUUCUUAUGGCCUCCAACUUGUUUUUGACAAUGUUUGGCAUCAGCAUUUAGUGUCUGUUACACUUUUAUAACCAUCUGCAAUAACUAUAAUGGAGUAAUGAUCAAAUUCUUACUUGAAUUCUUAUAUAAAUAAAGUUUCAACAGAUUUUUGGCAAUAUAUGUUAACAAUCACUCAAAAUAUAUAUAAACUUUUACUCAAAAUUUUACUGACCAUACAAAUGAAACAACAUUUCAUGUUAUAUUUUUCUAUUUUAUAGAUGUCAGGCAAGGAUUUUAGAGCCAACAAAAAGUUCUAAAAAGCAAGUCCAAUGUCCUGUUUAUGAACCCCUA